Mangifera indica (mango) is the source of this 435-nucleotide messenger RNA. RefSeq names its product auxin-responsive protein SAUR68-like. Bases 1 to 435 code for a protein of 144 amino acids. Gene Ontology annotation, biological process: response to auxin. Lineage: Eukaryota; Viridiplantae; Streptophyta; Magnoliopsida; Sapindales; Anacardiaceae. The transcript has a single exon. The record is from RefSeq and is a predicted model, not a curated record.
AUGAUCAGCGCCAAGAAACUCAUCAAGUUAGCAAGAAAGUGGCAAAGGAUAGCUGCCCUCAAGAGAAAAAGGAUUUCGCUACCAGGGUUCAGUAAAAGUAGCACAUCAUCAUCAGUGGCAGAUAAGGGUCAUUUUAUUGCUUACACAAGUGAUCAAAAUAGGUUUGUGUUUCCCAUAACAUAUCUUAGCAGCCACAUAUUUCAAGAACUUCUGAGGAUUUCUGAGGAAGAGUUUGGUUUACCAGGCAAUGGUCCAAUCACAUUGCCAUGUGAUGCAACCUUCAUGGAGUAUGCAAUCUCAUUGAUCAGAAGUUGUGUUGACAGACAAAUGGAGGAAGCUUUAGUCAUGUCCAUUGCUAGUAAUAGAUGCUCAUUAAUGUCUCAGUCUCUCCAGCAUGGACAAAUUGGCCACCAAUCACUUAUUUGUAGCUGUUGA